AUGCAUUCUCCAGACUCCCUUCUUCACCAAAUCUAUAAAGGUAAAUAUUUUGCCACAACCUCAAUUCUUCAUGCACAACCUGGGACAAGACCUUCGUGGGGCUGGCGAAGCUUAUGUUGGGGUCGUGAUCUAUUAAUUCAAGGCUUGAGAUGGCAUAUUAACAGUGGACGAUCUAUCAAUUGCUUCAAUGAUCCUUGGGUCCCCACGGCUUUCCCUUUUAUUCCCAGAUGUAACCCAAUCACCACAAUGCCUCCAAUUUCUGUAUAUGAUCUUAUCGACUCUACUCGUAGAAACUGGAAAUCAACUUGGGUUCUACAAUUGUUCCACCCGGAAGAUGCUCAAAAAAUCUUAGAGAUGGCACUACCUUACUGGGAAUAUGAGGAUAAGUUGAUUUGGCACUUCACAUCUACAGGGCAAUACACUGUCAAAUCUGGAUAUUACAUUGCACUACAAACUGAGAAUCAGAUUCAGUCUUCGGUUCCCAGUUUUUCUAAACCAGAUUGGAAACAUCUCUGGAAUAUUGCAGCUCCCAGCAAAAUUAAAGUGUUCAUCUGGCGAUGUCUUCAUAGUGGAAUUCCAACGGCUCAAGCUCUUUCCAAUCGACUCCAGUUUCCUGCGGCCUGCAAAUUUUGUGACAUGCCUGAAACUAUUAUGCAUCUGCUCUUUUUGUGUCCUCGGUCUCAACAGGUUUGGUUCUCUUCACCACUUUCUUUUCGUCCAACUUGGUUAACCAAUCAACAAUUCCCAGAAUUCUGGAAAUCUUCUAUUCAUAGUCUUCUUCAAUUGGAUCCAUCUGGAGUGGCGGAAACUACUUUUUGCUUUUUGAUAUGGCAUAUAUGGAAAUCUCGUAACAAUUUAAUUUUCAAAGACCAGCGAGAUUUAUUUUCAGAAAUCAUAUCUUCAAGCCAAAAGGAAUUACAAGAGUUUCAGGAAAGUCAGAAUUCUCUUACCCGUCCAACACCACCGGCGAAGAAUCAAAAUGUGCCACAAGUUUCUAGUCUACCAUCAGGAUCCAUCAAGAUAAAUUAUGAUGCAGCUGUGGACAAACGUAAUAAGCGAGGAUUUAUAGGGGUAAUUGCAAUGGAUUGCAGGGGCAAUGCACUUAAAAAAUUCUCUGCCUUUUUUUCAUACAUAUGGGAUCCAGGUAUUUUGGAAUUUCUAGCCCUUCGUGAAUCUAUGAACUGGGCAUUCUCUUUAGGCUGGACUAAUGUGGUUUUUGAAGGCGAUGCCCUCCAAGUAUCCAAUACAGUCAAUAGUCGACAAUGUAAUAUUGCGACUUAUAAGGGUAUUUGUGAUGACAUUUGGCAUCUUCAACACACCUUCAAUUCAGCAAAAAUCCGGUUUAUCCCAAGACAACAAAAUUCUGCAGCACACAACUGGGUUCAAGAGGUGAAAUUUUCAUUUCAAGAGUGA
Mercurialis annua (annual mercury) is the source of this 1413-nucleotide messenger RNA. RefSeq lists its product as uncharacterized. Gene Ontology annotation, molecular function: RNA-DNA hybrid ribonuclease activity; nucleic acid binding. NCBI's taxonomy places the organism in Eukaryota, Viridiplantae, Streptophyta, Magnoliopsida, Malpighiales, Euphorbiaceae. The transcript has a single exon. The coding region runs from base 1 to 1413 and encodes 470 amino acids. The record is from RefSeq and is a predicted model, not a curated record.